Messenger RNA from Westerdykella ornata, 240 nucleotides. RefSeq lists its product as uncharacterized. The transcript has a single exon. The annotation marks the transcript as partial. Lineage: Eukaryota; Fungi; Ascomycota; Dothideomycetes; Pleosporales; Sporormiaceae. The record is from RefSeq and is a predicted model, not a curated record.
CAACUCUCUCAUACUAUCCAUGCAAUCUCUGCCCAAAAGCAGAUACUACAGCAUGAAAAUGAGCGUUUGCAAGAGGCUCUUCUUAAUGAGAAGAAGCGUCGCCAGCGUGGCAAAGCCCUCCUACUUAAAGCGCCAGAGGAUUGGCAUGGUGGUGCUGUAUUUUGGUCACCAACGAAGGUUCAGGAUGCCCGUGAGAGGCAGGCACAAAAGGAUGCUGAUGAGAAGGCUCUACAGCUUCAA